Molecule: messenger RNA, 1848 nt
Organism: Aureobasidium subglaciale EXF-2481
Lineage: Eukaryota; Fungi; Ascomycota; Dothideomycetes; Dothideales; Saccotheciaceae
Exons: 3
Coding region: 18-1460 (480 amino acids)
Biological process (GO): regulation of transcription by RNA polymerase II
Cellular component (GO): PcG protein complex; transcription regulator complex
Molecular function (GO): RNA polymerase II cis-regulatory region sequence-specific DNA binding; DNA-binding transcription factor activity, RNA polymerase II-specific
Source: RefSeq, a predicted model, not a curated record
ACACUCCCGACAGAGUCAUGCAGUACGAAGUCCCCCAUUACCCGCCUCCUACCCACCACGACAUGGCGUCGUCGGCAUCCGCGCCCCAGUACCCCCAGAAUCUAUACGUGCCCAAUGGUAGAAUCAAGUCCGAGAACGGCUCCGAGCGCGGUGUUUCCCCCCAUCCCUCGGACCCUUCGUCGCGUUAUUCAUCUCAAGCUCCUCCCGCCAUUCAUCCCGCCGCCUAUCCUCCUCAAGGUCUCAACAGCCUCGCUCCCGGAAUGCGCUAUCCUUCGCCCUCCCAGUUGCAUCAGCAGAUGCCCUUGAUCCAACACAGCUACCACCCUGCCCCGAACGACCCGGCAUACGCCCAGCCAUCCAUGAACACAGCCCCUCCACCAGUUCAAGACCAGCAACCACAGCAAGAAGGUACCCAGCGCAGCACAGGCAGCGGCUUGCCCAAGGCAUUUGCUUGUUCGACUUGUGGCAAAGGUUUCGCUCGUAGAAGUGAUCUCGCCAGACAUGAACGCAUUCACAGCGGAGUCCGUCCUCACGUGUGUGACUACCCAGGCUGUGGUAAGCAAUUCAUCCAGCGCUCUGCACUCACAGUGCACUCUCGUGUGCACACUGGAGAAAAGCCCCACAUGUGUGAGCGCUGCGGCAAGCCUUUCAGCGAUUCGUCGUCCCUGGCGCGUCAUCGAAGAAUCCACUCUGGAAAGAGACCUUACAAGUGCCCCUAUGCCGACUGUCAAAAGACCUUCACGCGCCGCACAACUUUGACGCGUCACCAAAACCACCACACCGGCACCAUUGAAGAAUCCGCUGCUGCUACCGCUGCCGCUCUGGCCUCGCGCGCCUCGAUGCAGACGCGUGGAUCGCGUUCUGACGGAGAAGAAUACUCGGAGAACAAGUCGCCAAUGCCUACACCCUCUCCCCACGAUCGCCCUGUCUCAGUUUCCCCUGCUGGCGGCAUGAACGGUGUUGCUGCGCUCCAGCGGUCGACUUCCGACUACUACAUCAACGCCAUGAACGGUGGCAUGACGAUGCCUCCACACAUGCGCAACGAGAUGGCUACUCACAGCCCGCGCUCCGCCUCUCCCGCCAACUCGCACUAUUCUAUGCCCAGCUCGGCCAGCCAAGCUCGCCAGCCAUUGACCUCUCACCCUGGUGCAUACCCUCUUCCCUCGACCCUGGAACCGCCUACUACCAAUCCUCCAAGCCAGAACGGCAGCGUAGGUGGUAGCCCCCACAUGGGUGGUUCAGGCUGGCAGUCACCUGCCCAUCAAUCAAUCGGCGGCGCUCAACAAGCAGAUUACUCGUACCCUGAUCCAAACACUCAGCAGUACGUCCAGAAUGCGCAGAACCUGUAUUACCAAAACCAGAACAUGCGCCGUCCUCAGAGCACCGAUCCCAUGGACCCUUACCAUGCUCAGCGCAUUGGCCAUGUUGGUCAGGAGAUGUGGGCUCAGCACCCGCAAUGAAGCGUGUACAACAAAGAACAAAAAAUAGCAACAAGGAUUAGAUGGGGCGUGGAGUUUCUCGGCAGACGGGCGCAUUUGAUGUCGGAGUAAGAAGGGAUUGUUUUCAAGGGUCUUCACGCAUUUCCAAAUUGCUCCUCACACACACGGUAUAGCUGCAUUACUUGUUGUGAGAAGAAGCAAUGGGCGGCGUUCUGAUAGUAUUCAUUCGUUCUGUCUCUUUACAAUAGUGGAUUUGGCAAGUCGAAGGUGUUGGGUGGGACAGGCAUUGCAUUUGCUCUUCUUUGUCUUUCAGCGGCAUAUGCAGGCAAGAUUGCGUCGGAGGCUGAUAAUGACUUGACGUCCGUGUAACUAUAUUAGAGACUGCCUUGGCAGCAAGAAAAGGCACACA